AUGACCGGACUUCGAGUCAACGGCGUAUUCAAGGCAUAUGUGGUGGUCCCCAUGACGACGCCUAUGGCCACAGGUAAUUGCAGCGACAGCUCUUCAAGUGAAGGAAUACGUCAGCAGUAUGACUACGUUGUUGUCGGUGGCGGCACGUCUGGCCUAGUAAUUGCCAUUUGCUUGACCGAGAACACUCCAUCAGUGUCCUUGUUCUCGAAGCUGGAGCCAACCGUGUCAAUGAUCCCAGAAUUGCCGCUCCUGGCCUUGUGGCGAUCACUUACUUCGAUUAUUACUUCGAUUGGUGUAUUACCACUCCAACCAGGCCAGUCGCAAUCCGAAGGCAUGUUCCUCUUAACUGACUAUCGUGUGCAUAUAGGAACAUAUGAAUGGAUGAUGUCUCGCUGA
Penicillium atrosanguineum is the source of this 396-nucleotide messenger RNA. RefSeq lists its product as uncharacterized. NCBI's taxonomy places the organism in Eukaryota, Fungi, Ascomycota, Eurotiomycetes, Eurotiales, Aspergillaceae. The record is from RefSeq and is a predicted model, not a curated record. The coding region runs from base 1 to 396 and encodes 131 amino acids. The transcript has 2 exons.